CCUCUCGGGGGGGCGCUGAUAUUUGAGCCGGGCUCUCCCGCUCGGAAGAGAGCGGAGCGAGAAGGGGAAAAGUGCUGAAUGGGACAGAAGCCGCGCGGGGCACCUGCCUGGCUGCCGCCGGCACCGCCCGCUCCGGCGCUGCCCCGUGCCCCGCGGCGCCGGGCCGAGGCGCUGCGGCGCCGUCUGUGUCAGCUGGGGUCGCUGCUUGGAGCGAAGAGGCUCAGCGCGGGGCUGAGGCGGCGGCGGCGGCGGGGGGCGGCCCGAGGCGGCCCGGGGGCCCAAGCGCAGGCCCGGGGCAGAGCCUAUCGCAGCAGCCUCAGAUACGCAGAAAUGGUGGAGAAGUUUGGGGCUGAUCAGGGACAGAAGGGGCCAGCAAGUGGAGUGAGCUGCUGUCUUACAGUAUGACAAACCAGGAUGCUGCCUGCCUGCUGGGGUAGGAGAGCACAGAUCCUCUUGCCACCAAAGAGCUUCAGAGAGGAAUUUUAGAGCAUCUCAGAAGACAUCCCAAGUGGAUGAGUUAACUUCACAAUGGCUGAACUCACAGGGGAGAAUGGCAGCUGUAUGGACUGGCGAAAACGGUGCCUGGCACUGGAGUCCCAGCUCUUCAAAUUCCGCUUGCAGGCAAGCAAGAUCCGAGAGCUGUUAGCUGAGAAGAUGCAGGAAUUGGAACAGAGAGUGAUAGAAGCAGAGCAAAGGGCUGAGGAUGCAGAGAAGCAGAUCAGGGUUAUGGAAGAGAAGAUGAAACUGGCCAACAUGAAGACCAGUGAAUCAGAGAGUACUCUGUACAGGAAAUACCAGGAGCUGAUGGGCACAGUGCAAGGAAAGGAAGUUCUGAUCAACAGGUUGGAGACACAGCUGGCAAAACAGAAACAGUUGAGGACUGAGGAAGCAAAAAUUGUUCAAGAGAAAGCUGCCAAGAUCAAAGAGUGGGUAACUUUUAAGCUGAGAGAGCUUGAGCUAGAAAAUUACCGCCUGAAAAACUGUAAUCAGAGGCUGAUGGAGCAAGUUGAAGCCCUUCAGGAUACAUUGCAAGAUAUGACCAGCAUUCCUCACUUUGAAUCUCUUUGGAGCUAUAAUUCUGUGGACCCCAGAACACCACAGGCCUCUUUCCCUGAGAACACAGACCAGAAAUCUAUGCUCUUUGCACCUGGUUUCAAACAAGCGUGUCAGAAAGGAUCUACAGAUUGUGUCUUCUCUACAGCAAACUUAGUCCUUGCCAAUGAUACCUUCACUGAGGAUGGAGAGGAUAAAUCUCUGCUUUCCCAGAGCACGCUGAGACUCAUGACUGACCCAUCAAGCUGGAAUCUCUCCACAGAGAAAGACAUAUUCCCUGUCAUAAGCUCCAAACAUAGUUUAGGGUGCAGUGAUCCCACCUCACUGGACCCUCCAGCUGAGCCCACGAGAAUCCUUGAGGCUUUGACUUUCCAGACUUCCUUGGAGGGAAACCAUAGCUCUGUGAGCACCUUGAAACAAGUGUCUUUGGACAGAGCUAGCUCCUCUGAUGAACUGAGUGCCAGGUUCCGCUCCCACCGGCUGGAUUCCACUUCCUCAGGAGAAAUAAUGAGCAGCUUUGAGAGCCGUCUCCAAACUGCUGAGCCGUCCCUGGUAGUAUCAACAUCGGCUGUUUCAGCACAUCCCCUCUGUCCAGGGAGGGAAUGUGGCUUUGGCAAUAGUAUGACCCUUCCAAAAACAUGGGCUACCAGUACACCAAGAGACAGUAUCCAACUAGCCAAGAGACAUUACAGCCAGCCACAGCCAGGAGCUGGUUCUUUCCAUUGCAUAAUGAGCUUAGAGACUGGCACCUUCCAGCCCAUAACAGCUUUCCCAGUCUGCCAUGGGCAAGUGGAGGAGACAGACAUUGAUGAUGAUGCGGUGCGGGAGGAGAUGGAGACGGAAGGUGGCCAGAUGAGGGAAGAAGCUGCAAUGUGUGAGGAGAUCAACCACUUAGCUGCAGGGCAAAAAGAAGCUGCGAGUUCUGAGGCUGAUGUACUCAAUCCAGGAGGCAAACCUCCCACACCACCACUGCACAGAUUCCCAUCAUGGGAGAGUCGAAUCUAUGCUGUGGCCAAGUCUGGCAUGAGGUUGUCUGAAGUGGCCAUGGUGAAUGAUGCUUCCAGUUGCUUUUCAAAUUUCUCACGUGCAGCUUCUGGGCCAUUUACCUGUCUCAUCUACAGAAAUGUCACAGUGCCAGUCUACACGACGUUGAAGGGGAAAGCCACACAGAUCAGCAACGUGCCUUUCUUAGAUGAGUCUUCAGGCUCUGAUGAUGACUGCAGCUCCCAUGCCAGCUUCAGAGCUUCUAAUGCUGGAUCCGAGAACAGGAAAGCUAGCAUACCAGGCAGCCCCCGUGCAGUGAAAAGAGGUGUUUCUAUGUCCUCGCUGAGUUCCGAGAGUGACUAUGCCAUCCCUCCUGAUGCCUACUCUUUGGAUGGUGACUAUUCAGAGCCAGAGCAUAAACUACAGCGGACAUCUUCCUAUUCCACUGAUGGUGGAAUCUGCACUGAACCCAUGGAGAAGUCAGGUUACUUGCUGAAAAUGGGCAGCCAGAUGAAGAUGUGGAAGAGACGAUGGUUUGUUCUAAGAAAUGGACAAAUCAUGUACUACAAGUCUCCGAGUGACGUUAUCCGCAAGCCACAAGGGCAGAUGGAGCUGAAUUCCUCCUGCCAAAUUGUCCGAGGUGAAGGGUCCCAAACAUUUCAACUCAUGACAGAAAAGAGAACCUACUUCCUGACAGCAGACUCUCCCAACAUCCUGGAGGAAUGGAUUCAUGUCCUACAGAGCAUCCUCAGAGUGCAGGUGACCAGUCCUGUUGGUGUUCCUCGUAGUGAUGCUAAACCUAUUGUGAAAGGUUGGUUAACCAAGGUCAAGCACGGCCAUUCUAAGCUGGUUUGGUGUGCACUGAUUGGGAAAAUGUUUUACUACUAUCGAAAUCAUGAGGAUAAGUGUCCCCUAGGGCAUCUGUCUAUGCGUGAAUCCAAAGUGAAGGAGGUAGACCGUUCCUGUGACUCUGAUGAAGAUUAUGAAGCCACUGGUGGAGGCCUUCUGUCAUCCCACUGUACACUGGUGAUUCACCCACAGGACCAGAGUCCCACCUACUUACUCAUUCGCACCAAACAAGAGAAGAAUACCUGGCUAUACCAUCUGACAGUAGCAGCUGGUAGCAGUAAUGCCACUGUGGGCACAUCAUACGAACAACUCAUUGGAAAACUGCUGGAUGCAGAGGGAGACCCUAAUUCUCCUUUGUGGAAACAUCCUAUGUUGUGCUACAGUAAAGAUGGGUUGCACACAUCCCUCACCACUCUGCCAUCGGAGGCUCUGCAAACUGAAGCUCUGAAACUUUUCAAGUCCUGUCAGCUGUUCAUCAACGUCCCUGUGGAGGCACCUUCUAUUGAUUACCACGUGUCACUUGCCCAGACAGCGCUGCAGGUCUGCCUGACGCAUACUGAGCUGCAGAAUGAAAUUUACUGUCAGCUUGUUAAACAGACCAGCUGCCGACAGCCCCAGAACCACUCAGUCAUUCAGUGCUGGCAACUCUUGGCUUUAUGUGCUCCUCUGUUCCUGCCUCAGCAUCACUUCCUCUGGUACAUCAAACAGCACUUGCAGCGGCAUGCAGACCCCAGGAGUGAAAUGGGCAAGUAUGCCAUCUACUGCCAGAGAUCAGUGGACCGCACUGUGCAGACCGGUGAGCGGGAGGCCAAGCCUUCCCGGAUGGAGAUUGUGUCCAUCCUUCUGAGGAACCCCUACCACCACUCGCUCCCCUUCAGCAUCCCUGUGCACUUCAUGAACGGAACCUACCAGGUUGUAGGUUUCGAUGGUUCCUCAACAGUCGAUGAAUUUAUCCAGCGGCUGAACCAGGAGACAGGAAUGAGGAAGCCAUCCCACAUGGGAUUUUCUCUCUUCACAGAUGAUCCUUCUGGCAUGGAUUUGGAGCACUGUCUGCAGGGCAACAUGAAGAUUUGUGAUGUCAUUUCUAAAUGGGAACAAGCCUUAAAAGAAUUGCAUCCUGGCAAAUAUGAAGGUGGUACAAGAAUAGUGAAACUGACAUAUAAGAACAGACUGUAUUUUCGGAGCCAGGCUAAAGGUGAGACAGACCGGGAACGGCUGCUGCUGGCCUUCCAAGUCAGCAGUGAAAUAGCCAGUGGAAGGUUUCCUGUUAAUAAGGAAUUAGCUCUGGAAAUGGUGGCUCUGAUGGCUCAGGUGGAAUAUGGGGAUUUAGACCGACCAGUAUCUUCAAGUCCUGGGGGAACAUCACAAUCCAAAAUGCAGCAUCUUCUCCACCAGGUCUUAGAUAAAUUCUAUCCCAAACGCUAUAAGCAAAACAUUACUCCUGAGCAGCUCAGGCAAGUGGCCGGCAGAUUGGCGACAAAGUGGAUGAUGCUGCAGGGUUGCUCUCCACCAGAAUGUGUUCGCAUUUAUUUGACAGUAGCCCGGAAAUGGCCUCUCUUUGGAACCAAAAUAUUUGCUGCUAAGCCUAUUUUGCCUUCUUCCUUGGAAGAUUGUCCAGUCUGGAUAGCUGUGAAUGAAGAUGGUAUCAGCAUACUGGAUUAUAACAGUAUGCACUUGAAGCUCUCUUAUUCAUAUUCUUCUGUGCUGACCUUUGGAGGCUGUCGAGAUGACUUCAUGAUUGUAGUCAGUCAAAUGAAAGAAAGGAAUUCUGGAAAACACAGCACUGAAAAGCUCCUUUUCACAAUGGCAGUUCCAAAGAUUGUUGAAGCAACACUUCUUAUUGCCAGCUAUAUUAACUACCGUUCAACAACCUCGCUCCCAUCCUCUACACAACCCUCCCCAAGCACAACACCUGCUAACAAGCUCUGGGACACUGAAAGUCGGUGCUUCUUCCCUUCUGUGCCCCGAAGUGCUAAGGGUCCUACCCUGCUCUGAAGGCUCAUUCCAAAUGACUUUGGGGAUUUUUUUUUUGGUCUUUUUGCACUGCUCUGAAUUAGACUGCUGUGAUUUUGCUGGUUACCCACCUUGUUUUAUUACAGGCUUCAAUUCUUUCUCCAUAAUGAAGUUCCUUAGUGUGGGUGAAGGCAGUGUCCUUUCUUUUCAAAAGGCUUGAUUCUGUAACUCUGCAGGGGUUUCCUUUCCAUGCCACACUCCAUCCAAAACACCAUGGCUCAGAUCACUUCCCUGAACAGUGCUCUAGUCACAUUACAUACCCCACAUCUUUUUCCUUCUACCUGUUUUUCUUCCAUCUCCUGAUCUUACUGCUUUUCUUUCAAGCACAUACAUCUUCUUUGAUCCCUGCCUUUCACAGCUUUGCACCUGUCUUUAGACCACUGCAUACUCUGUCUGGAACCUCAGUCCAACUCUGAAACUCAUAGGGGCCUCUCUUCCUCAUCACAGCCCCUUUCAGUUAUUCUCAUUAUUUCUAAGAAUCUUCUGUUUGCAUCGAUCAUUAACUUGCCUGCUCUUUACCUGAAUUAGACUGUAAACUCUGCAGGGCAGAUUUGAUUUGUAUAUAGGCUUGGACUUGACUGCAGUGAGCUGAAUACACAGUCCUGUUGAAAUUAAAAACAGGUGGUAAUGGAUACUGUGGCACAUGGCAUGAACCCUGUGCAAGGAUGCAUCCUGUUGAACAAUACCUGUAUGAGGAGUUGCAUAUCACUGCAUCACAAACUAGAUACAUACUGACAAGGCAAUUACCAGAGUGUAAAGAUUAACAUGACAUAGUUUGAUUAGAUAGUUUAGGCAUAACUUCAACUCUAUGCUCUGGUGAACAGCCAUCAUAUUAAAGUUUUCAGCAUUGUUUAAAUUCACUGCUGCCACUCCCAAAAUAAAAAUUAAGACAGUCUUUUUACAGACACGUAGAAUAAUUGUGUAUAUUUAUGCAACAGCUCAACACAACCAAGACUACAAUUUUAAAUUUCCUUAGAGCUGUGCCUCCUCCCCGAAUCUGGUGCCCAAAUUCAAAGACACAGAAACUUUCCUAGUCCUUGCUCCAGACAGGAAAGAAAGGAAGAACAAACUGUUCUGAGGGAAGAGGAACUAAACUGACAAGAAGAACUCUGAUGUGGCUCAAGGAUUAUUUUAUACCUGAAAUGAGUCUGGAACAAGAGUUUAGUGGUACUUGAGAAUAAUUUCAACCUUAAUUGACUAAAGGUGGAAACCUGGCUUUUUUGCAUGUUGAGGACUCUGGGCGCCUGGGACUGAAACAAACAGUGUCAGAUGAUGCCCUAGCUCCUGCAGGACUGAUGUAUUACAGGAGUUGACGCUAUUCUAUGUGAUGGAUGAAGACUAGAUCUCUGCUGCAGGGCUGAAUGUGUCACGUGCCCAGCAUCAGACAAGCACUUUCAAAGACUCUUUCUGUUAAUCACUGUUAUGUUUUGGGAUGUGUUUGAAACUGCACAUGAUCUCAGACAAAGGAAGGCAAGGCAAGCAAAUUUUGUACUUCUUGUCUUUCAGCAACUGGCACAGAUCUUCCCCAAAAACCCAGAUCAGCUCUGCCAUUCUGACUUCACAGAAGUUGCUACCAAAGCAAGGAGCAGGUAGUCAGCAAAUGUAUUUCCAAGUACUGUCCUUCACUUUCCUAAAUAAUGUUUUUUUUACCAGUUUCAAAGGGGCUUUGUCUCUUUGAAGGAAACGUAAUGAAUUUUAAACAAAUAAGAAAAACAGCCAUUCUUUUUGAACAUCUACAUCUACCUGGCUUGAGUUCUACUAUUUUCAUAAGCCUUCUAAAAAUCUAAGGAAGAAUAAUUGCCCUUUUCUAAAAUACUAUGUGGAACUUCAUAAUAAUUUUGCAUUCAUGGCCAACUUUCCCAAAUGAAAACAGUGUGAAUCCAACCAUUAUAAAGAAUUCAGCAAUAGCAAACUAAAGCCAUUCACAAAUGAACAAACCAACCAUACCAGUGUGUUUACUUCCUAGUACCUGCCACCAACUCUGAACUAUCCAACCAAUGCUGAUACUUCAAAAAGUUCCUGUUCAAGGUUAUAGUGACUACAUAGCCAUAAAUUAACAGAGAAGAGCAUGGGACAGACAAACAUUUUGUAUAAUACUAAACAAUCCCUUGUCAGCUUCUUUAUAACAUUCUAUUAAAAAAAAAAAAAAACCAAGAAAAACCAAAACGAUGGUGGGUUAUGGAAACAAUAUAGCAGCCAUAAAUCAGGAAACGAUUAUAUAAACAGAGACCUGAUUUGUGCAUACUGCAAUCUACCCACUCGUCAUGAAUUUAAGGACCAUUCCUUCAAGCUAUUAUAAAGGGCAGAAGCUUCCUGAGCCAAAAAAAUAAUUUUGAGAGGGCAUUGUUUUAGUCUUUUUUUUCCUAGAUACUUUCAAAUGACUAAGUAUUCUGAUGUACCGGUCAGUAGUAUGUACUCUCUCUCUCAUGCCCACACAUUCUCUCUUAGCAAUCUUAGGACAGAUAUGUGAGUUUGAAUAGAGGGAGUGCAUUAUUCCUCCUCACAUAGUCACCUGCAGCAAACAAUUCCUCUGCAACUUGAAGGGGUACUUGGCAGUCUGCUUCUUGUAACCCCGCAGUAACAAAGCUGCUUUAGAAUAAGCUGUCAUCUGCACUGAGGAUGCUUAUAGCACAAAAGUCUCCUGUUGACUGUUCAGAGGCUGUACUUACCUUACGGCACUAACACUUACGUUCUCAGAGCCUUGUGUCAGGGGCAAACAGGAAGCAGACGUGUUGAAUGAGCAGAAGCUGUCAUGAAGCUCAUUUUUUUUCUGACAUAACUGCACUUUAAACUCACAAGCAUGGCAUAUAAAUUCUUUCUGCCUCCUUAUUUCUUAAAAACAUUCACCAAUACUUGAGUAUUUCAGGGACCAACCCACUCUGAUGGAUGCACAUAUACCUCCUGUUUAUAGCCUACCUGACUUCUAAAAACCUGUGUAGUACCUAUUUUGUAUGAUUGGUAGAGGAAAUUUUUAUUUUAGUCAAUACUUCUGGCAAUGACUGGACUAUUUCUAAAGUAUAGAAUGUGAUGACAAAUGCCUUUGUUUUCCUAACUGCUGUGUGCGUGCAAAAGGCUGACUGGGAGAUAAUGUGAGAUUUCUGUUUGUUCUUAAUAAAAUGCAGUUGUCACGAA
This is a messenger RNA of Dromaius novaehollandiae (emu), 8031 nucleotides long. RefSeq names its product pleckstrin homology, MyTH4 and FERM domain containing H1 (gene PLEKHH1). The transcript is spliced from 31 exons. NCBI's taxonomy places the organism in Eukaryota, Metazoa, Chordata, Aves, Casuariiformes, Dromaiidae. Bases 529 to 4881 code for a protein of 1450 amino acids. Gene Ontology annotation, cellular component: cytoskeleton. The record is from RefSeq and is a predicted model, not a curated record.